AUGCUAAAAAAUGGGGUAAAAGUGGCAUUUAAAUCUUCUUUUGAAACUUCAACCUCACUUGUACAUAUGUUUGCAGAGGGACCCCUUUUGGAUGGACUCUACUGGGACACGUGGUAUAACAACACGACGUUAACCUUCCAGAACAACAACAGCCAUAUUUACUACGAGAAUUUGCUGUUAGGAGUAGCCCAGAUUCGCCAGCUGAAAGUACGCAACAACACUUGCUCCAUCUACCCCUAUUUCCAUACUUUGUUAGAAGACUGUUACAGUGAAUAUCGAUACCGAGCUGAAGACAGGUCUAACUUUGGUCUGUGGAACAAAUCUGAAUGGAAAUACACCUCGGCCUCCUCGUUAGCCCCGUGGUACUGGGGAUCUAUGGGCUUGUACAGCAGUGGGGGAUACAUGUUCACUUUACCUAAAUCAAAGCAGGAGAGCGUGGAGAAGUUGGUGUUUCUCAGGAACAACAGCUGGCUCACUAGAGGAACCAGGGUUGUAUUUAUCGACUUCUCAACAUAUAAUGCGAACCUAAACCUCUUCUGUACAGUCAGGUUGGUGGUAGAGUUCCCUGCCACUGGGGGUGCUUUCACCUCCUCACAUAUCUACUCUGUGAAGCUCCUCAGAUACGUCACGUAUUACGAUUACUUCCUGGCUUCUUGUGAAAUUGCCUUUUGCAUCUUUAUAAUUAUAUUCAUAAUCCAGGAAGUUAUAAAAAUAGUAAAACUGAAAAAAGAAUAUUUCAGAAGUGCCUGGAACUGGCUGGAUUUGCUGCUGCUGGUGGUAUCCAUCCUUGCCAUUGCCUUCAACAUCUACCGCACUGUAAAAGUGUCCCAGCUGAUGGAAGAGCUGCUGUCUGAUGCCCAUGCAUAUCCAGACUUCUAUUUCCUUGCCUUCUGGCAAGUCCUUUACAACAACAUGAUUGCUGUCAACAUCUUCUUUGCUUGGAUAAAGAUAUUUAAAUAUGUGAGCUUCAGCAAAACCAUGACGGAGCUGUCCUCCACUUUAUCUCGCUGUGCCAAAGACAUCAUUGGAUUUGCCAUCAUGUUCUUCAUCAUUUUCUUUGCCUAUGCCCAGUUAGGUUAUCUGGUCUUCGGGUCACAAGUUGAAGACUUUUCCUCUUUCCAAAACUGCAUCUUUACGCAGUUUCGUAUCGUGCUGGGAGAUUUCAAUUUUGAAACCAUAGAAGCAGCAAACAGAAUCCUUGGACCUAUUUACUUCAUCACAUUUGUAUUCUUUGUGUUCUUCAUAUUGCUGAACAUGUUCUUGGCUAUUAUAAAUGACACCUAUUCAGAAGUCAAAGCAGACUUUGAAGUGAUACCCAGUCAAGAACUGCAGCUCCGAGACCUCUUUAGAGAGAGUUGCAAUAAGGCUCUUGUCAAGCUCAAGUUGAAGAAACCAGAGAUGGACGCAAAUCUAGCAGAUGAGAGCACGGAAAGCAAGGAACUUGCAGACACUAAAAGAAAGGAUAUUUCUAAGCCUUCCAAUGGAGACAGUGCCAGUGAAAAGUUAUCAAAGCUUCAGCAAGAGAAAGAGGAACUUCAUCCAUCUACUGAGGACACAGACUUAGUCACAGCCCAGAGCUAUGUCUCCACUGCAGAAUUUCAGCAGCUCUUCAGGUACACGGCUGAGCUGGCAAAGGAAUUAAACAACACUAAUGCCAAACUCAGGAAAGUUAUUAAAAGCGUGCAACAGCUGAAGGAUGCUUCACAGAAGACAGCAGAGUAA
Messenger RNA from Antrostomus carolinensis (chuck-will's-widow), 1722 nucleotides. Its product is annotated as polycystic kidney disease 2-like 2 protein. Gene Ontology annotation, molecular function: calcium ion binding; calcium channel activity. Gene Ontology annotation, biological process: detection of mechanical stimulus. The record is from RefSeq and is a predicted model, not a curated record. NCBI's taxonomy places the organism in Eukaryota, Metazoa, Chordata, Aves, Caprimulgiformes, Caprimulgidae. Gene Ontology annotation, cellular component: membrane.